Messenger RNA from Lobosporangium transversale, 760 nucleotides. Its product is annotated as tubulin binding cofactor A. Bases 239 to 550 code for a protein of 103 amino acids. Lineage: Eukaryota; Fungi; Mortierellomycota; Mortierellomycetes; Mortierellales; Mortierellaceae. Gene Ontology annotation, cellular component: cytosol; microtubule cytoskeleton. Gene Ontology annotation, biological process: post-chaperonin tubulin folding pathway; tubulin complex assembly. The transcript has 5 exons. The record is from RefSeq and is a predicted model, not a curated record. Gene Ontology annotation, molecular function: beta-tubulin binding.
AAAAACGCACAGCCCAUUUCCACUCCAACGCGAUCUACCGCGCAAUCAGCUUGCUCAAUCUCAAACAGUCACAAGAAAAGAAAAAAAAGGCUGCAUGUUCAUGCAUUUUCUCAUCUUGUUUCAACCAACACAAGCUCACUCUACCAUUACUUCAUCUGUAUUAUCGUGUCUAAAAAAUAGAAAGAGAAAAAAAUACCAACCUUAAUCGCUCUAUUCCCCUUCAUUUUCAAAAAAAAAAAUGUCUACACGAGAUUUUUCCAUUAAAACUGGUGUCUUAAAGAGAGUUGCCAAGGAGCAAGUCUACUACCACGCAGAAAGAGACAAGCAACAAAAACGUAUUAAUGAUAUGAUAGCCAAGGACCCUAAUGACUAUGAAAUCAAGAAGCAGCGUGAAGUUCUUGAAGAGACAUUGGAUAUGUUGCCUGAUGUUGAGAGGAGAAAAAAGGCAGCCCAUCAGGACCUUGCUAAUCUUGUUGCAAACGCGAAUCCUGAUAUCAAAUCAUCAAAAGAAUAUCAAGAGGCUGUCGAAACUCUCGAGCAGUACGAAUAAAAAAAAAGUGAGUCUGUUCAAGACGAUAUCUGUCAGUGUUAACCUUCCAUAUACUCAUAUAUCUGAUUCUGGAGAGGAAUUUUUGCCAUAAAAUGGUUUAAGAAAUAAUAAAAAACGACAAUUAAAAGAAGUUAUAUCUAAACGACAAAACCAAAAAAAUUAUUACUUCUCUGCUAAAAUCUCGUCAAUAGACAAGAACAAAAAUAAAAA